GAGAAAGAUAGGGGUGGCUGAAGAAGAAAGAGAUGGAGGAGCAAGCACAAAGUAGGGAGGAAACCGGCAGAAGCAGCCGCGUGACGGGAAGGAAGAGCGACAUGCGGCUGAUAUUUAUGCGUGCUGAUAGUGUCGAUGCGUGGCUGAUGACCUUCGGUGCGAUGGGCGCCGUGGGGAGCGGGUUUUCCUUUGCUUUGAUGUUCAUCAUGUCGAGCAAGAUCAUGAACGAUAUGGGCAAGGGCAAUGGACUCUCCUCGUCAGGCUCGCUUCCAAUUCACGACGUUAAUAAGAAUGUGGUGAACUUUCUCCUCGUGGCGUGCUGGUCAUUUCUAGCUUCCUUCUUAGGUAUCGAUCUUUUUGGCAUUCUUUGUUUCCGGUGUGUUUGUUUAGAGCAUGGUGCUUACUUACACUUGGCGACGCUGGUUGCAGAGGGAUACUGCUGGACAAGGACAGGACAGAGACAGGCCUCGCGAAUACGUGCUCGGUACCUUAAAUCUGUCCUAAGGCAGGACAUUGAGUACUUCGACCUUGAAGGGACUUCCACCACAGAUGUUAUCACCAGUGUUUCCAGUGACAGUCUUGUCAUCCAAGAUGUCCUCGGUGAAAAGCUGCCAGACUUCAUAAAAAACACUGCUACAUUCUUCGGCUGCUACCUUGUUGGGUUCGUCAUUGAAUGGAGACUGGUACUCGUGGCGUUUCCUACAGUAGUACUCCUCAUAAUACCAGGCCUCAUGUAUGGGAGAAUGUUGAUAGGUCUCGCUAAAAGGAUUAGGGAAGAGUACAACAAAGCUGGCACAAUAGCUGAACAAGCCAUCUUCUCCAUCCGCACGGUGUACUCCUUCGUUGCAGAGAACAAGACCAUGGCCGAGUUCUCCACAGCUCUUAACAGCUCUGUCGAGCUUGGAGUCUACCAGGGACUCCUCAAAGGAAUUGCGAUCGGAAGCAACGGAAUCAUCUUUGCGAUCUGGGCAUUCAUGGCUUGGUAUGGCAGCCACCUCAUCAUGUACCACGGUAGUCAGGGUGGUAGUAUUCAUGGGGCAGGAGUUUGCAUUGUUCUCGGUGGCCUGGCAUUUGGGUCGGGCCUUUCCAAUGUGAAAUAUUUUGCAGAAGCGACCGCAGCUGGGGAACGUAUUGCAGAGGUUAUAAAGAGAGUACCGAAAAUUGACUCAGAGUGCACAGGGGGAGAUAUUAUAGAGGAUGUUAGAGGAGAAGUGGAGUUCAGAGGAGUAGAGUUCUCAUACCCAUCUAGGCCUGAGACCAAAAUUUUAAAGGAUUUCAACCUGAAGGUUCCGGCUGGGAAGAUGGUGGCACUGGUCGGUAGCAGUGGGUCAGGCAAGUCGACGGUGGUCACAUUGUUGGAGAGGUUCUAUGACCCGGCAAGAGGAGCGGUUUUUGUAGAUGGUGCAGACAUCAGAAAGCUUAACCUCAAAUGGUUAAGAUCGCAGAUGGGAUUGGUGAGCCAAGAGCCAACGCUAUUCGCUACAUCUAUCAAGGAGAACAUACUGCUCGGAAAAGAAGACGGAUCCAUGGAGGAGGUGGUGGCAGCUGCUAAGGCCUCCAAUGCCCACAGCUUCAUCUCUCAGCUGCCUCAAGGAUACGACACACAAGUAGGCGAGGGUGGGAUUCAAAUGUCUGGAGGUCAGAAACAAAGGAUAGCAAUCGCUAGGGCAAUACUGAAGUCACCAAAGAUUCUUUUACUUGAUGAGGCUACAAGUGCUUUGGAUGCUGAAUCUGAGCGAAUAGUCCAACAAGCACUCAACCUGGCCUCAGUUGGCAGGACCACUAUUGUAAUUGCACACCGAUUAUCCACCGUCCAAAGUGCUGACAUAAUUGCAGUGGUACAGGCAGGCAGGCUCGUGGAAACUGGGUCCCACGAUGACCUGGUAUGUAAGGGUAACAGCCUCUAUUCGUCCCUUGUUCAUCUGCAACAGACAAGAAUCGUGAGAGAAACACGAGGAGCAGCUUCUUAUUCAUUAGCAAUGGCACCAGCCACCCCAUUUAGUGACAGCAGCAUCAAAAGAAUAAGCCACGGAAGCUCAACAUUCAGCUCACUGAGGCCUUUCAACAAUUCACCGAUGUUGGAAGGGAAUCCUAGCGAAUCCAGAGAUUGGGACCAUUGCUCUUCGCUACCAUCCUUUAGAAGGUUGUUGAUGUUGAACAUGCCGGAGUGGAGGAAUGCAGUUUGCGGGUGCCUGAGUGCACUAAUGUUUGGGGGAAUACAGCCAUCAGCUGCGUUCACCUUGGGAAGUCUGAUAUCUGUCUAUUUUCAAAAAGAUCAUGAUGAGAUCAAGAGGCAAACCAGGAUCCACUCACUCAUCUUCGUUUUACUUUCCAUCUUCUCCUUAUUGGUCAACACUGUGCAGCACUACAACUUUGGGGUGAUGGGAGAGUAUCUAACCAAGCGGGUAAGGGAGCAAAUGUUGUCCAAGAUACUGGCUUUUGAAGUUAACUGGUUCGAUCAGGAGGGGAACUCGACUGGAGCGAUUUGUUCUCGAAUGGCCAAUGAUGUUUAUGUGCUGAGAUCAUUAGUGGGUGAUCGGAUUGCUUUCCCCCUGCAAAUAUUCUCAUCAGUCACUAUUGCAUGGACCAUGGGUCUGAUGAUUUCCGGGCGUCUGGCCCUCGUGAUGAUUGCUUUCCAGCCUAUUAUCAUUUCCUGUUAUUAUGCUCGCAAUGUUCUCCUGAAGGGCAUAUCCAGUAAAGCUACCAAGACCCAGUCAGAUAGCAGCAAAUUUGCUGCUGAGGCCGUAUCCAACAUCCGAACUGUCACCGCCUUUUCCUCCCAAGAUCGCAUUCUGCGCCUCUUUGAAGUAGCUCAGCAAGGCCCCAGCAAACAGGGAAUCCACCAAUCCUGGUUUGCAGGAAUUUCCCUCGGCAUCUCAGAGAGUCUCAUGCGUUGCACCUGGGCCCUUGCCUUCUGGUAUGGGAGCCAUCUAAUUUUCAAAGGAUACAUCAACUCCAAGUCCUUCUUCCAGACAUUUAUAAUCCUCCUCACUACCGGCAAAGUCAUUGCUGAUGCUGGCAGCAUGACAACUGACCUUGCCAAGGGUGCCUCCAUGAUCAGCUCCGUUUUUAAUGUGCUUGAUCGGAUACCUCGCAUCAAGCCUGAAGAUCCCAAUGGCUUCCGUCCUCAGAAACUAAAAGGAAGUGUGAAUAUCAUAGAAAUCACCUUUGCAUACCCGACAAGGCCAAAUGCUAUAAUCUUCAACAGAUUUUCCCUCACUGUUGAAGCCAGAAAAUCACUAGCAUUGAUUGGGCAGAGUGGAUCAGGUAAGUCCACCAUAAUUGGGCUCAUUGAGCGGUUUUAUGACCCGAUACAAGGAAUGAUUAAGAUCGAUGGCAGAGACAUAAAGUCAUACCAUCUCCGCUCCUUAAGGAAACACAUUGCGUUAGUUGGACAAGAACCAACAUUGUUCAUGGGGAGUAUUCGGGAGAACAUUGCAUAUGGUGCAGAGAGUGUAACAGAGAUGGAGGUGGAAGAAGCAGCAAGGAAAGCUAAUGCUCACGAUUUUAUCAGCAGCCUCAAGGAUGGAUAUGACACAUGGUGUGGGGUUCAAGGGGGGCAGUUAUCAGGGGGGCAAAAGCAGCGCAUAGCAAUUGCAAGGGCAAUACUAAAGAACCCUGCAAUAUUGCUACUAGAUGAAGCAACUAGUGCACUUGAUGUCCAGUCAGAGAAGACAGUGCAGCAGACAAUGAAGCAUGUAAUGGUGGGAAGGACAUCCAUAGUUAUUGCACACCGCCUCGGCACCAUCAUGAAUUGUGACCUCAUUGCAGUAUUGGAGAAUGGGGAAAUUGUGGAGAAGGGGACCCAUGAGUCCCUCCUUGCAAAGGGAAACAAUGGAUCUUACUAUAAAAUGUUCAGUCUACAGAAAUGCUCAAAGGAUGACUCAAAUGCAAUUGCAACAUAGUGAACACGUUUUACUUUCCUUAAUUCUUAACUCACAAUCCCAUUCCAGGCAUCUUUCUAUUUUCUUGGGAUUCAACUUUCUCAAGAAUGUAAAGAACAUAAACAUUAUUUGUAUAUUUUUCUUAUUUCGUCGUUGUUGUGAACCCAUCCAUUCCCCAAAGUGGUAAGGAUUCUGUUGUGUUUUUAAUACUAAAAAGCCCAAGUUUAAAAAUGUAAAAAGGUGACAUCUUCUUUUGAUAAACACAAGGCUAAGAAACACACGGUUAAGCUUGUGUAAGAAACGAGUAAAAUUUUCUAAUACUAAGUUACUGCUGGUUGAAACAGGUCAUACUUGUGAGGCAACUAAUAUUGUUGCUUUACAUCAACUUGUUCUCACUUUAUUCUGUUUGAGCAUCUUUGUUAAUAAGAGAGGAACAAAUACAUCUUCCUACUCUUGAUUCCAGUGCAAUCAUGCCCUUCAAAUCCAAAUUAACCCAUCAAAUUAUUGCAUUACUUUUGAAUACUCAUCAAAGCAUGCCAUUAGUUCAUAUUCUCCAAUCAAAAGAGCAGCUGGUUCACGGUAUUAAAAGAUUAAACUACAAACGUGAGGAGGCUAAUUUCUACAAAACCAAGAUUGGACUCUUGCUAUAAGCUAUGAAGCACGGACACGGACACGGCGACACAGACACGACACGGACACGGCAAAACCCCAAAAAAUAGGACAUGACUAGAUUUUUUUAAUAAUAAUAAUAUUAUUAUAUAGAUAAAUUUAUAAAAUUCAAACAACAAACUAAAAUGU
This is a messenger RNA of Asparagus officinalis (garden asparagus), 4682 nucleotides long. RefSeq names its product putative multidrug resistance protein. The transcript is spliced from 8 exons. The record is from RefSeq and is a predicted model, not a curated record. Gene Ontology annotation, cellular component: membrane. The coding region runs from base 33 to 3905 and encodes 1290 amino acids. NCBI's taxonomy places the organism in Eukaryota, Viridiplantae, Streptophyta, Magnoliopsida, Asparagales, Asparagaceae. Gene Ontology annotation, biological process: transmembrane transport. Gene Ontology annotation, molecular function: ATP binding; ATP hydrolysis activity; ABC-type transporter activity.